CCCCUCUCCUCCUUCUUGCCUCUUCUUCCCGCCUCCUCCUCCUCCUCCUUUCCUGGAGUUUGCCCCGCUCGCCUUGCUACUGUUUAAACUCAUCGCGCUGCUCCUGCGGCUGCCGGCGGAGGACUUCGGGGCACCCGAGGCGCCCCCAGGAUGAAGAAAGCACUGAAAUAUCUGUUUGGGUUCCUUGUGGUCGCCGUUAUCAUUACAGCCAUAGUUGUUCCUGUAGUUUUGCUGACAAACCAAAAUACUCCUGAUCCCCGCAGGAAAUUUACUCUACAGGACUAUUUGAGUGAUCAAUUUCAAUACAAAUCAUACAACUUGAAGUGGAUUUCAGGACAUCAAUAUAUCCACAUCAACCAGAGCAAUGCCAUUCUCUUUGAUGUUGACAAUGGAUCACAGACCAUCAUCUUAACAAAUGGAACAUUAGCCACUUAUAACAGUAGUGAAGUAAUUUUGUCACCUGACCAAAAAUAUGCUCUUUUACGAUACAACUAUGAGAAGGUGUGGAGGCAUUCAUACAAAGCAUCAUAUUACCUCUAUGAUUUGGGUAGCAGGUCUCUAAUAUCAGGCAAGCAACUUCCUGAAAAUCUCCAGUACAUAACCUGGUCACCAGUUGGUCAUAAAUUGGCUUAUGUUUUAAACAACAACAUUUACAUCAGAGAAACUCCCAAUAGUCCUGAUUUACAGAUCACCCACAAUGGAGAAGAAAAUAGAAUUUUUAAUGGAUUAGCAGAUUGGGUGUAUGAAGAGGAAAUGUUUGGCACUCAUUCUGCUCUGUGGUGGUCUCCAAAUGGCACUUUUUUAGCAUAUGCAGAGACUGAUGAUACCAAGGUUCCUGUUAUUGAGUAUUCAUUUUAUUCAGAAGAUACGCUGCAGUACCCAAAGACCAUUAGAAUCCCAUAUCCUAAGGCAGGCGCUACAAAUCCAACCAUAAGGCUGUUUAUUGUGAAUACCCAACCUCUUUCCAAUUCUACUGAAAUCGUUGCACCACCAAGCAUAAAAUCUGGGGACCACUACUUGAGUGUUGUAACCUGGGUGACAAAUGAGAGAAUCUGUCUUCAGUGGCUCAGAAGAAUUCAGAAUUUUUCAGUUCUUGACAUAUGUGACUUCUCUAGACAAAAUGGAACAUGGCAAUGCCCACAGGAUAAGCAGCGUAUAGAAGAAAGUAAAACUGGCUGGAUUGGCAGAUCUCAGCCAUCUGAACCUUACUUUACAGCUGACAGUGUUAGCUAUUACAAAAUCAUCAGUGACACAAAAGGAUACAAACACAUCCACUACAUUGACAGCACAGGGAAGGUGACACCUGUUACAAAUGGAUCAUGGGAAGUGAUCAGCAUAGCUGCACUAACAAACAAUUUCAUAUACUUCAUCAGUAAUGAAUUUGAAAAUAUGCCAGGAGGGAGAAAUCUUUAUAAAGUAGAGUUAAAAAGCGGCUUUCCAAAAAAAUGCAUUAGCUGUAAUCUAGACAAAGAAAGAUGUCAAUAUUAUUCAGCAUAUUUCAGCACAAAUGCAAGAUACUAUAAGCUGAAUUGCAACGGUCCUGGUCUUCCCUAUUUCACCUUGCUUAACAGUACUACAGAUCAAGUUAUAAAGGUUCUGGAAAACAAUGUAGAUUUUGAAAAUUUCCUGAAAGAUAUCCAGAUGCCCUCCAAAAUACUGAAAACCAUUUCACUGCAUGGGGAAAAUUUCUGGUAUCAAAUGAUCUUGCCUCCCCAUUUUGAUGAAUCAAAGAAGUACCCCCUGCUCAUUGACGUAUAUGCAGGGCCCUGCAGUCAGAAAGCAGAUGCUACCUUCAAGAUCAAUUGGGCUACAUACCUGGCGAGCUCAGAAGAUAUUAUUGUCGCUAGCUUUGAUGGCAGAGGAAGUGGCUACCAAGGAGACAAAAUCCUGCAUGCAAUAUAUCGAAGACUGGGCACCUAUGAAGUUGAAGAUCAGAUUUUGGCAGCUGAACAAUUUUCUAAGAUGCGCUUUGUUGAUGAGAAAAGAAUAGCCAUCUGGGGCUGGUCAUACGGUGGCUAUGUGGCAUCCAUGGUGUUGGGAUCUCAUAGUGGAUAUUUCAAAUGUGGAAUAGCUGUUGCUCCGGUGUCACGGUGGCAAUAUUAUGAUUCUAUAUACACUGAACGUUACAUGGGUCUCCCCACAAAAGAGGAUAACUUGCAUAAUUAUGAGAAUUCUACAGUCAUGGCCAAAGCUCCAUAUUUCAAGGAUGUUGAAUAUCUACUGAUCCAUGGAACAGCAGAUGAUAAUGUUCACUUCCAGCAAGGGGCCCAGAUCUCAAAAGCACUGGUUGAUGCAGAGGUGGAUUUCCAAGCAAUGUGGUAUACGGACAAAGAUCAUGGGAUUGGAGGCCAUGCUCACAAUCAUAUCUACACCCAUAUGAGCCAUUUUAUCAAGCAGUGUUUUACGUUGUCAUAACACAUUUUGCAUCUCAAGCAGAUACCUUAUGAAGUUUUGUAAAAGAACACUAUCCUAGUUAAUGGUCUCAUGCUUCAUUCAGCUGAGAUAGUAUCAUUGAUUGCUAAAAAUACUUGAAUGAAGGAAAUUUCUAUUGUUGUUCUUUUUACAACUCCUGCAUCCAGUGAACACAAACCAAAUAUCUGCAGUACUUUAUCCUGCAUGGAAAACCUGCUCUGUGGAAAAGUAAUUUGCACCUUUGUUAUAGACUGCAUUGACCAGUAAUUUUCCUUUUGGACAAGACAAAAGAGCACAGUCAUGUGUAUGUGUGAACCUUAGGAUUGCAGCAUUCCUAUUUAUUCCAUUUUAUUUUUCCGGGCGUCCCCUGGGCAACGUCCUUGCAGACGGCCAAUUCUCUCACUCCAGAAGCAACUCUGGUUGCUCCUGACACGAAAAAAAAAAUAUUUUGCCAAUAUGUAAAUGUUGCUGUUCUGAAACAAAAUGUGACUUGAGCUCACAUGCUCUUUGUUGCAAGUUACGGGGAAGUACUUGAAGUGCAGCUUCAUUUACAUGCAGAGUAAAAUUUUAGCACAAAUGUGAUAAUUUAAGCAGAUAGGAUUCAGCUUUUACAUGGGAGAGGUUGAAAGUGAAAAUACCUGCUUAAAAUACCUUCUGCUGUAGCCCUCCAAGAGAGUCUUGUGCAUGACAAUCACAAUUGGCAAAUGUCAUCUGCUCUGAUGUAAGGACAGAGCAAGAUGUGAUCUGGGAGACCUGUAAUUAAUGUUACUUGAAAUUUAAAAAAUGAAAAGUCACUGGGAAAGGGGAAAGUAAAUAAUUAAAAUAAUAAUUAAAAACAAAUUAAUUAAUAAACCACUGGGAGAAAGGGAAGUUGGAUGAUGAGAGCACUGCUUUUUGAACCUUUCCCUUUUCUCACUGCUCUUCCCAGUAAGUUGCUCUUCACCAUUCUAAAAUUUAAAGAUGGCAAUUCUAAAAUUAUAUGCUGUACUAGCUGUGCCCGGCCACGUUUUGCUGUGGCGAAGUAUGGUGGUAUGGGAAAUAAAGUAUUGAGGAAUUGGUGGUAGUUAAGGUCAAGGGUAAAGGUUUUAACUUACAUUAAGUCCAUUAUAAAUGGGUUAUAUAGCUGUGUGGAAGGGCCUUGAGUCUACACUGCCAUAUAAUCCAGUUCAAAUCAGAUAAUCUGUAUUUUAUAGGCAGUGGGAAAGAGGCCCAAGUGAGGCCUAACUCUGCCUGUCCCCUGGGCUGAGUGGGUUGCUAGGAGACCAAGUGGGCAGAGCUUAGCCUUCUAACUGGCAGCAAUUGGAUAAAAACAAUUAUUCCUCUUCCUCUAAUUAGGACUUUCUUUUUGUUGUAUGAAUGUAGAGGCAUGGAUGACGGGUUGUGCUGCCAAGUUUUGUGUUUCUGGGAUGUGUAGUUUUGUUGUUUUGUCCUUGGCCGAAAUUUCAUUACCCUUUCAUAUAUAUAGAUAAUUUCCUAAAAACCUAACAGCAACAUCAAUCUCUAGGACAGUGCGUCUUACACUUUUCCCAUUCAUAACCUCUUUCACCCGAGAAUUUUUUACAUGACCUCAGGUAUAUCUAUAUAUAUAAAAGAGUGAUGGCAUCACGGCAGUGGACAAAACAACAAAAGUAAACACCCCACAACCUCGAAAAUUGACAGCACAACCCCUCAUCCACGCCUCUAGGUUGAUACAACAAAAAGAAAACAAAAAUAAAGUCCUAAUUAGAGAGAGAGGAAUAAUUGCUUUUAUCCAAUUACUGCCAGUUAGAAGGCUAAGCUCCUCCAACUUGGUCUCCUAGCAACCCAAUAAAAAAUAAUAAUAAACACUAAAAAUAAUUAAAAACACUAAAAAUUAAUACAAUAAAAUACUAUAAGAACAGAAAAUAACUAAAAAUGAUACAAGAAAAUAAUAAAAUAUAAUAUUUAAAAAGAUAACUUACAAUAAAAUUAAUUAAAAAAUACAAAUGUCAAAUAAAAAUUACACAACAAUUUUUAACCAAUACCACCACCAGACUUCGCCACAGCAACGCGUGGCCGGGCACAGCUAGUAGAUAUAUAAAAUAGGAAUAAAAAUUAAAUACUUACACAUAAUAAAUCAGCAUUUGCAAGGCUUGUUAAACAGGCUGAUUUUCCAUGUUGUGGAUUACAGCUGCAAAGUCGACUAUCAAUGCUGCACAUUGUUUCUAACAGAUUUGUGUAAAUGGGUGGCAUUCAGAAAAGCUUUACUGUUGCUAAAUUUUUUUUUGUUGAGCGAAGGUUGGAACCCAUAAUUUAAGAAGCAGCAGUCUAGUCCGUGCUUCUUUUUAAAAGUUGGCAACACUUGUAAAAAAAUAAUUAUAGAAAAAGUAUAAAAUAUAUUUUAGAAUGAAUAGCAUAUGAUGGUUUCUGGGUAUAAACUGCCAUUUAUUAUAGAAACAAAAUAAUGCUACCUAUAUAUUCAGGUUGAGAUUAGCUCCUUGGCAUCCUGCAGACUGAUCAGUAGAACAGUUUAUCUGUUUCUUGCCCAAGUCGUCACUAGUGAAUGAAGCCAGAUCCAGAGCUGGGUGAUGGCAGAACAUGUUGAGGACUGAGAACAGAUAUUAAACGUGAACCUUGCACUUGCGCUCUGACCAUUGUUUUUACCAAGGAACAAACCACUAAAAUAGAACCAUUAAUAUUACACUUGAUGUGUCUUAGGACUCUUAUGAAUCUGGAACUUGAAGUGGGCUGCAAUUCCAAAAAUCUUAUGCCAAAUCAAAUCUUUUAGUCUUUUCUUAAAAUUUUAUUAUUUGGAACUAGCAUUUCGCUAUAGUUAGGAGAGGCCCACCAGCCAUUGAUGGGUUGUGUGUCCUAGAGCCUUCCAGCAAACUUAGGAGAGGAAAAGCCAACAAUUAUCACAUAUAUUCUAUCAGACAAAAGUAAAAAAAAACCCUGCCUUUUUAUUUCCACAUGUGCAAGGAGUACUGGAUGGACCCAGGGAUGUAAAGGUGUUUCUCAAGGAAGUUUGAAAUGCUUCCUUCCACCAUUGCCAUAAAAGAACUUGCACUCGUGGCCACUUUUUGCAGAUUUCUCUCUUUUCUAAGCAGCAAAACAUAAACCUGGAAUAUGGAUUAUGUUGAGUAUGCAUCAAAGCUCAUCUUUUGCUUUAAAUAAGCGUGUUGGUGGACACUCUAUUUUGCUCUUUUUCUUACUACAUAUUUAUUCUGAUGGCGAAUCACAAAGAGAAAGCAAUAAAAGAUAAUGUGAUAGCUGCAACUCUUGCAAAUUUAAUUGAUACGGCUCAGGCAGUUUAUGGCAUCUCACUUUUUAUAUCUAUGCAAUUCAAAUGUGUAUUGAAGUGCCCAACUAUGAAAUUUUAUACUACUGCUUACCAAUGUGCCUUAGAACACACUGAUCAAAAUCUUGAGAUUUAGCUUAGCUUCGUACAUUCCUAGCCCUUUACCACCACAGGUUUCAAAUAUAAAUCCCAUUGUUCUCAAAUAGCAACGUCUAUGUGAUUUGCAAAUUAUGAUGUCCUGAAAAUCUCACUGUUUAAAAAAGCUGUAAGUAAAACUGUAUUAGUGAUACCAGAA
Messenger RNA from Anolis carolinensis (green anole), 5963 nucleotides. RefSeq names its product dipeptidyl peptidase 4 (gene dpp4). The transcript has 26 exons. Lineage: Eukaryota; Metazoa; Chordata; Lepidosauria; Squamata; Anolidae. Gene Ontology annotation, cellular component: plasma membrane. The coding region runs from base 151 to 2415 and encodes 754 amino acids. Gene Ontology annotation, biological process: proteolysis. Gene Ontology annotation, molecular function: serine-type endopeptidase activity. The record is from RefSeq and is a predicted model, not a curated record.